AAAAAAAAGCUUUUCUGUCUUGACAUAUGCCUGAGGACAAGGCGAGGCUCCUGCAGCUCGUGGUCCAGCCGAGGUGUCUGUGCAUUUACCUGCCCCCCUGAACACUCUCCAGGGAUCCCUGACCUCCCCCUGCCUUGGUGCCGAAGGUUUGGGGUCUGGGAGCUCCCUCUGAAGCAGUGGGGUGGCAAAGGACCCCGGUCUGAGCGGGUCUCACCCGGGACCCCCGCUCCCCUCGGGGGUGUUGAGCACUCCCAGGGUGUUCUUCCCGACGCUGUCCCGCUGAUAACGUGUCUGACCUUGCAGCCCUGCCCGGGGGGAGGCUGUGCUCGUGUCCUUGGUGCCGUGAGCCGCUGGCACAGCCCGGGAGUGCCCGGCCCCCGCAGCCCCUCCCGACUGUCCCUGUCCCCACAGCUCCACAGCCCCUCCCGAGCUGUCCCUGUCCCCUCAGCCCCUCCGGACUGUCCCUGUCCCUGUGCCCGUUCCCGGGCCGGCCGUGCCAUGGCAGGGGGGCCGGUGGUGCCGAUGCUGUCGGUGGUGCCGAUGCUGUCGGUGCUGUCGGUGGUGCCGGCGGUGCCGGUGCUGUGGGUGCUGUUGGCAGCCGGGGCGGUGCUGCCGGCCAGGGACCCGCUGCUGAACAUCUGCAUGGACGCCAAGCACCACAAAAGCGAGCCCGGCCCCGAGGGGAAGCUGCACGACCAGUGUUCUCCCUGGAAGGACAAUGCCUGCUGCACAGCCAACACCAGUUCAGAGGCCCACAAGGACGAAUCCAACCUGUACAACUUCAACUGGAACCACUGUGGAGUGAUGCCACCCAAGUGCAAGCGCCACUUCAUCCAGGACACGUGUUUGUACGAGUGUUCCCCCAACCUGGGGCCCUGGAUCAACCAGGCUGACAGCAGCUGGCGUCGGGAGAGGAUUCUGCACGUGCCCCUGUGCCAGGAGGACUGCGAGCAGUGGUGGGAGGACUGCAGGGACGCCGUCACCUGCAAGGAGAACUGGCACAAGGGCUGGAACUGGGCAACAGGAAGGAACCGCUGUCCCUGGGGCUCCCUGUGCAGACCCUUCAGCGAGGUCUUCCCCCGGCCCAAGGAGCUGUGUGAGAAGGUCUGGUCCCACUCGUACAGAUACACCACGGCGCGCCGGGGCAGCGGCCGCUGCAUCCAGAUGUGGUUUGACCCUGCCCAGGGGAACCCCAACGUGGCUGUGGCCAAGUACUACUCCUGGAAAAAGAGAUCCUCCCCUGCUGGGCUGGAGGACGUGGCUCCUGACAGUGACCACGCUGUGUGUGCUCUGCCGUGGUCUGUCCUGGUCCUGCUGCCUCUGGCCCUCGUGCUGCUGCCUGAGGCAGCCAGGGGCUGGGGAUCCCAUGGAUGGGGGGCCCUGUGACUCUUUCCUAAAGGGACAUGGCCUGGACUGCUCUGAGGAGCUGGCACAGCUAACUGGGGUCUGUCUGUCCCAGCUGGUCACACACCCCAGUGAGUGCUCAGUGUGAGCAGCUUCCAGCUGACCAGGGCAGGGGUUUCCUUGCCAUCCUGGGAAAGGCAAAGCAAUCUCUGCCCUGAUGUAGGAGCUCCUGCACAUCUGUUCCCACCCCACGGCUGUGCUGGGCUGGCUGAGCUCUGGUGUCAGGUCCUUUGGGCUGUGGGGACUCCCUGAAGGGUGGGGUUGAUAAUAAAGUUGUGCUCUGGCCCA
This is a messenger RNA of Pseudopipra pipra, 1692 nucleotides long. RefSeq names its product folate receptor gamma-like. Gene Ontology annotation, cellular component: external side of plasma membrane. Bases 499 to 1386 code for a protein of 295 amino acids. Gene Ontology annotation, molecular function: signaling receptor activity. The record is from RefSeq and is a predicted model, not a curated record. The transcript is spliced from 4 exons. Lineage: Eukaryota; Metazoa; Chordata; Aves; Passeriformes; Pipridae.